GCCUUAAUAAACCCUAACUCAUAUCAACCUCAUUCUUUUACCUCUAAAAACUCACACACAAGAAAACUCGAACCUCAAAACCCUAAUCGGCGCAAUCUAGGAGAGAGAAAGUGCGAAGAAUCAACCAACAUCCGAACAACAUCACUCACCAGCCAUGGGUAAGGUACACGGAUCAUUGGCACGUGCCGGAAAGGUCAGAGGUCAAACUCCGAAAGUUGCUUCUCAAGAUAAGAAGAAGAAGCCACGUGGACGCGCUCACAAGCGCAUGCAAUACAAUCGCCGUUUCGUUACUGCCGUUGUCGGAUUCGGCAAGAAGAGAGGACCAAACUCAUCCGAGAAGUAGAAGAUUAUAAACAACAAAAUGUGAACUCUCUACACCAAUUACAUUUCUAGGAUUCUAAUGUUCCUCUUCUAUUUGUUUUUUUAGUAUCGAUGGUUUCUUACAAGUAUUUUACGUUGUGUAUUCUCAUAUCACUACUACUUUUUGAUGCUCGUGACCUUUUCUAUGCUGUAGUUGGAACCCAUCGUUUUGUUUUCCUAUCAUAGUGACAAUUUUGCCUCAA
Molecule: messenger RNA, 563 nt
Organism: Beta vulgaris subsp. vulgaris (sugar beet)
Lineage: Eukaryota; Viridiplantae; Streptophyta; Magnoliopsida; Caryophyllales; Amaranthaceae
Product: 40S ribosomal protein S30
Exons: 3
Coding region: 155-343 (62 amino acids)
Biological process (GO): translation
Cellular component (GO): ribosome; cytosolic small ribosomal subunit
Molecular function (GO): structural constituent of ribosome
Source: RefSeq, a predicted model, not a curated record